Molecule: messenger RNA, 339 nt
Organism: Dichomitus squalens LYAD-421 SS1
Lineage: Eukaryota; Fungi; Basidiomycota; Agaricomycetes; Polyporales; Polyporaceae
Exons: 2
Coding region: 1-339 (112 amino acids)
Biological process (GO): negative regulation of transcription by RNA polymerase II; regulation of nitrogen utilization; mitochondria-nucleus signaling pathway
Cellular component (GO): cytoplasm
Source: RefSeq, a predicted model, not a curated record
AUGGUCUCUACCUUCCCGUCCCCGAUCCUCUCCGUCGCAGCAGAUGUAGUCAAGGACAUCGAAGGCGAAGACGCCUUGUGUAGUCUUUGGGCUCUAUUCACAAAGUGCAAAGAGUCUUUGAAGGACGGCCGCCGUCUCGAGAACAUAUCAUGGCGCUUGUGGUAUCGCGAACUCGCCUCUGCCCAAUGCACUCCUUCAUCGUCACCCGGCACCCUUUCUCCCCCGUUCUCAGAGAAGCGUAGCCCAUCGCCCGUUACUCCCAUAUCAGAGGACGGACACAUCAGUCAGCAAGGUACGUUUGUUCUUCCUCACUCCUCGAAGUUAUCCCACCGGACAUAG